Messenger RNA from Penicillium paradoxum, 2748 nucleotides. Its product is annotated as anaphase promoting complex subunit 2. Gene Ontology annotation, molecular function: ubiquitin protein ligase binding. Gene Ontology annotation, biological process: ubiquitin-dependent protein catabolic process. Lineage: Eukaryota; Fungi; Ascomycota; Eurotiomycetes; Eurotiales; Aspergillaceae. The coding region runs from base 1 to 2748 and encodes 915 amino acids. The transcript has 2 exons. The record is from RefSeq and is a predicted model, not a curated record. Gene Ontology annotation, cellular component: anaphase-promoting complex.
AUGACUUCAACCGAACCCUUCACCACGGCACGCACACGCGUCUUCGGUUCCGUCUUCUCCCCCGCGUCUCUCGAAGCGUACCCGGCAAAGUCAAUCUCGAAUUUCCAAGAUAAUCAAAUAACCGCAUCGUUUCAAUCAACUGACUCCUCGUCAACAUUCAAAGCGGACUCGCAAUCAACAUCAUUCGCGACGAUUGGAGGGUCAACGGACGUUGCAUCCCCGGAGGAAAAUACAAUAGACCAAGCGCGGCAGGCAGCGAAAGAAUUUCUAUCUGUGCCCGACCUGGGGUUUGAUCUGCUUUAUGAAUUCCGGAAUACCGAUGGAAGUGAGGUGUUGAAGCAGUGGAAUCGGCUCAGCCCUCCGUCGAAGGAGACGGCGGAGGCGCUGGAGCAUCUCAUGCGAACUUCCCCGUGGUCGUUAUUUGACUGGUAUGGGAACGAUAUUCGGAGGCACUUUCUCGUCAACCUCCGGGCUGGCCUAUCCAAGUUGUUAAAGUCGCCGGAGAGAGAAAGUCUGCUCAGGAUAAUCGUGGACUGCUUACAGCUUGCGCGUCGGAUUUAUCUCGCUCCUGUUGUACACUACCUGCUUCCACUGAUAUCCACGCCACAUCAAGGGGGAUUUUUGGCCCAAUUACAGCGUGCGUUUCAUACAAUGGUCUCAUACAGUCUACCAUGGCAGGAAAUUUCACCACUUCUUGCUAGAGAAAUGACGCAAGACGCUGUGGUUAUUUUAGGCAUUGAUACUCUGGACGAAGAUUCCGAUGUGGAUAGCAUGAGUAUCGAUGGAAUGGACAUGGAACGGGCAUACUCUGUCUCAUACAGAGACUGGAGAAUGGAAUCAACCGAAGCUCAGGCACACAUGAUGGUUGAGGGUGAAGAUAGCCGUGUGACCAUUGCACGCGACCGUCUUCUGGCGUUUCUCAAUGGCCUGCAGCUUGUUGGACUUGGCGGUGACAAGGCCCAGAAGGUGUUCGCUAACGUGAUGAAUGUUAUGAUGGGGGACUUCAUCCGUGCUGCGUAUGCCGGCCAGUGGGAGCCGUAUUCAACAGCGCCCCAGCACUUGGAUCAAUGGGUUGAGAAUGUCUAUGCUCGGCUUGUAGUGCAGGUUCUGGCUAUCAUCCAUUCUGACCCCGCUGGAUCUCAGUCUGGGGCAAUGGAAGUGACCCUUCCCGAUGUGGAAAAAUGGCAAGCAAUGGGUAUUGCUCGCCUCGGCAAACUUCGAGUCAGCGAGCUCUUCGAUGUGGUUGUUGAUUGGCCCGCAAGCAGCGGAGCGGUGGAGGAUCUGCGACGUUUCGCAAAUUCGCCCGGAGCGCGGUUUUAUGUCGCGCAUGAAUUUUCUAUUAGCUUACUCCAGCGCUUAUUGCAUCCAGGUGCUUCUACAGUCGAGAUCUUGCAAGUCUAUAUCUCAAUCAUUCGGGCGUUUCAUAUCCUGGACCCCAAGGGCGUUCUCCUGGAUCGGAUCGCUAGACCGAUCCGACGUUACUUGAGAGACCGCGAUGACACCGUCAAGGUGAUAGUCAGUGGUCUCUUGGCUGACCCUGCGACAAUCGACGGACCGAUGGCUACUGGCGACAACUUGGCGGAGCUGGCGGCGGAGCUGACCAAGGUUCAUCACCACUCUAUGCAGAAUAACAAGAGCGAACUGGACUAUGACGAUAUGUACUGGGUGCCCGAUCCAGUUGAUGCCGCUCCCGACUACAAGAAGUCGAAGAGCGUAGAUGUCAUCGACAGUCUGGUCAGUCUGUUCGACUCGAAGGAGACAUUUGUGAAGGAAAUGCAGACUCUUCUCGCCGAGCGGCUCAUUCAAAAGCGGCAAGAUUAUGAUCAAGAAAUUACAGUACUUGAACUCCUCAAAGUCCGCUUCGGUGAUUCGGCACUACAGGCAUGCGAGGUGAUGCUGAAAGAUAUCUCGGACUCGCGACGCCUCGACGUCACGGUGCGUCAUGAUCAGGGCUUGUCUGGCCAUCGUAAGCAAACGGGAGACGCUGGCAAACUACAUGCCAAGAUUCUAUCACGCUUCUUCUGGCCAGAGUUCCAAGAACAAGAAUUCAAGGUCCCCGAUGAGAUCGUCAAGCUUCAAGAGCAAUACGCGACUAUUUUCGAGAAGCGCAAGGACUCGCGCAAGCUCAAGUGGCGCAACGCUCUGGGCCAGGUCACUGUCGAACUGGAACUCGAGAACCAUACCUUCAAGGACGAGGUGACAACCUGGCAAGCGACUGUAAUCUAUGCCUUCCAAUCCGAUUCGGGUGAACCCGCCACGAAAACAAUCCCGCAACUUGCCGACGAGCUCGAGAUGACACUUCCCCUCGUACGCAGUGCCUGUCUCUUCUGGGUCAGCAAGCGUAUUCUCACUGAGGUGCAACGCGACACCUUCCGCGUGCUGGAAGUUCUCCCCACCGAGAACGAGGAACAUCAUGCCCACGCAGGCGACUUGACCGAUGCCUCAGACAGCGAAGCAGGCGAUACGGCCAACGCAGCCGCCGCGGCCGAAGCCGCCGCCGCAGCGGCAGCGAAGGAAUCUGCCGAGGCGGCUGCCAUGGAGAAAAUGAAUGUGCAUUGGCAGUUCAUCGUGGGCAUGCUUACGAACCAGGGGCCUAUGGCUCUAGCCCGCAUCGUCAUGAUGCUGAAGAUAGCGGUUCCUGGUGGAUUCCCGUUCAGCAAUGAGGAGUUGCGGGAGUUCCUGAGUGGCAUGGUUUCGAAGGGCAGGUUGGAGAUUGUGAACGGAGGUAAUUACAAGAUCGUGCAUUAG